Molecule: messenger RNA, 4269 nt
Organism: Closterium sp. NIES-65
Lineage: Eukaryota; Viridiplantae; Streptophyta; Zygnematophyceae; Desmidiales; Closteriaceae
Source: the annotation of a GenBank genome assembly
AUGGGUGUCUGCACGGCUUCCGUGGCAUGGUAUUGCAUUUCGCUGUCUCUUGUCACAGCAGCACUAGUAGCAGCCCAGUCGUCCGAUGAGUUGCUGCUGGGCCGCGUGGCGGAGAUGGAGGAGCAGCUCAACCAGCAGCUGCUGGACGGGCCUGCUGACGGCACCUCCCAGCCCGCCGGAGCUGCCACAACCAAGGCUGCUGCCACUGGCGGAUCUGGCGACGGCGCUGCAGUUGAAUCCUUGCCACCACGUCCCACUUUCACAGAAGGCCUGCUGAAAACCACCACUCUCCCCCGCGGCAUCUACCGCAACAAGCUGAAUAGCACCUUCCUGGAAUACCACCGAAACGUGCACAAGGGGGAGGUAGAACUGCACUGCAUGGGCGGCACCUGCCCGAACCUAGACAGCUGCGGCUCGGCAUUCCCGAACGUGCGAGCCUGCUUCUGGCCGAACCUCGUGGACGAGGAUUAUAUUUACCCUGACCAGCCUGAGAACUGCCCGAAGCUGUCGAAUUGGGAUGAGGUUGGGGCGAAGGGGGCGGAUCCUAGGUGUACCCACCCUGGGGAUAAUCUGAGAUUUGAUAAGUAUGUGCCGCAGUAUUAUGAGAUCAAGGACGUGUUUGUGGAUGCUAACGGGGUGCUCUUUAACGAGUCGCUGCACUUCUUCCGCCACGGCUGCUUCAAGGACAAAGAGUUCGCCUACCACGCCAACCAGACCAGCGUGCAGCACUACCACCGCCUCAUAUCGCUGCUGUACCAGCUGGGCGGGGCUUUCUACCACACGCUCAUCGAGGUGGUGCCGCAUUUCCUGCUGCUCGCCCCUCUGCUGAAAGACAACCCCGGCAUGCCCAUCGCUGUGGCUGAAGAGUGGGCGUUCUACCACACGCUCAUCUGGGUGGUGCCUCACUUCCUGCUGCUCGCCCCUCUUCUGAGAGACAACCCCGACAUGCCCAUCGCUGUCAGCCGCAAACAGGCAAGUGCCUUUGAUUUACCAGCUUGGUGGGGAAGAGGGGGGAGUGGGAGGCUGCCACAGCUGAAGAUGUAUGACUCUGUGCUGCACCCCAUCGUGGGCAUCACCUCGCGUGUGCUGAACCUCGUUCUCGUGGACGAUCGGAACCAGAAGAUGCUGCUGCAUGCUGACAUGGCGUACCAGCCUGUGUUCCAAGCAUGCGGCAGGGCAGCGCCAGCCGUGUGGCGGGAGCUGAGGCGGCGCUACCUCGUGCCAUCCGACGGCCUCCCCAUGGUCUAUGCGUUUGAUGGCGAGCUGAAUGUAACCCAAGCCAAAACCGUGUUCAACAGGGCAGCGGUGUUUGUGGGGCUGUACGGGGCAGGCCUGGCCAACAUGGUCUUCAUGCCGCUCAACGCCAGCAUCUCGUCCAAAACCGUGUUCAACAGGGCAGCGGUGUUUGUGGGGCUGCACGGGGCAGGCCUGGCCAACAUGGUCUUCAUGCCCCUCAACGCCAGCAUAUUUGAAAUCCGCCCGCGCGGCUACCCCAACCCCUGCUACCACCAUCUUGCCACCGCCACCCAGAUGCACUACCAUUUGAUCCUCGGGAACGGUACCAAGGACAGCGAGUUGAAGUUCAACCACACGGAGGCUGUGGAAGUGCUGAGACUGAUUGCCAAUCGCACGAGAGCAAGAAUGUCGGCUGAAAAGUUCGAGUCGAUUAAUCUGUUGCCGCCGCUGGAAGCGGUGGGGGAGGAGGAUUGGAAGGAGAGGGCUGGGCUGGAUGGGGAGGAGGAGGAGGAAAAUGGCGGAGGGGGGAAUGCGGAGUUGACUAUUCCGCUUGAGCUUAUGGCGGAUGUGACUCUAAAGGCGCUGAAUGACACAGAUGUAGGGGCGGAGGAGCAGGAGGAGGAGGUGAAGAGUCUGGAUGAAGAGACUAAAAAGAAGAUGGAGGGAGAGAGGGUGGUAACGAUUGGGGAGUUGAGUGAAGAUUUGAAACGGGCUGAGAUGAAACAGGUGCAUGUGAAUUCAGGGGUGUCACAUGAUAAGCGCAAGGCGAUUCUUAACUGUACGGGCGGCCCGUGCCCGGAUUUUUCGGGCAGGUGCGAGUCGAAUCGCGAAGCGUCGGCCUGCAGGAUGAAUGAAGUUUCAGAUGAGGGGUUUGCCCGCCCGGCGAUUCCUAUAAACUGCCCGAAGAAAGGGAAUUUGACGACUGUGGGCCCGGAGGGGAGGGAUGAGAGCUGCUCGCAUACGUCCGAUUUCGGGUGGUACGAACCAGGCACAUUCCAGAUUUACCUUUUGCGGGGAGUGUAUAUCGACCACGAGGGGCAUGUGUUCAACAAAACGACCCAUUUCAACCGGGAGGGGUGCAACAAUGAUGCACCGUUCGAGUACAAGAAGGGCACAAAGGUGCAUAGGUUGAAGCGAGUGGUGAACCUGGCAUACUAUCAGGGCCGCAACUUCUACCACGGGCUCAUCGAAUGGACGCCCCAGCUCUUCCUCCUCAGCUCUCUGCUGCACGCCCACCCCACCAUCCCUCUGCUCGCCAUCCACGACCAGUGGGAUUUCUACGAGAAUAUAUCAAAGCCUAUUAUAGGAGUGGAGCAAUUCGCUAUGAACCGACUCAAUAUAAGCCGCGGGGAGCUCUUCUAUGCCGAUGAGGUGUACCUGCCACUAUACCAGGCAUGUGGCAAGGCUAGCCCCUCUCUCUGGUCGCUCCUCCGCUCCCACUUCCUCCUUGCCCCGCAAGGCCUCCCCAUCUUUCCGCCCACCACCUGGAUCCAACGGCCAGGAUUGGCCGAUCCGGUGAACCAGACCGAGGCGGCAACAGUGCCGCCUGACUGGAUGGUGCUGCUUGUGCGGCGGCCAGGUGUCAAGCGCUCAUUGGACCGCUGGGACGCGCUGUAUGAGUCGGCCGUAUCGGUGUUCUCUCUCAACCGGGUCCAUGUGCUAAAUGGCUCCGUGCCUAUGCUCAAAGCUCGGUCGCUGUUUCGAAGAGCGAGGCUGCUUAUAGCGGGACACGGAGCAGCAAUGGCAAACAUGGUCUUCAUGCGACCCAACAUGACAGUCUACGAGAUUCGACCCGACAAGAGCAACAACGCGUGUUACCACCACCUAGCACAUGCAUGUGGGCUCCGAUAUUACCUGACGUUUGGGGAUGGGGAUGGGGAGAGCGUAGUGAAGAUUGAUGUGGGGAAGGUUACAGGGGUGUUGAAGGAAAUUGCCAAGACAGUGUGGGACGUGAAGGGAGGGUGUGUAGGGGACGUGAAGGGAGGGUGUGUAGGGGACGUGAAGGGAGGGUGUGUAGGGGACGUGAAGGGAGGGUGUGUAGGGGACGUGAAGGGAGGGUGUGUAGGGGACGUGAAGGGAGGGUGUGUAGGGGACGUGAAGGGAGGGUGUGUAGGGGACGUGAAGGGAGGGUGUGUAGGGGACGUGAAGGGAGGGUGUGUAGGGGACGUGAAGGGAGGGUGUGUAGGGGACGUGAAGGGAGGGUGUGUAGGGGACGUGAAGGGAGGGUGUGUAGGGGACGUGAAGGGAGGGUGUGUAGGGGACGUGAAGGGAGGGUGUGUAGGGGACGUGAAGGGAGGGUGUGUAGGGGACGUGAAGGGAGGGUGUGUAGGGGACGUGAAGGGAGGGUGUGUAGGGGACGUGAAGGGAGGGUGUGUAGGGGACGUGAAGGGAGGGUGUGUAGGGGACGUGAAGGGAGGGUGUGUAGGGGACGUGAAGGGAGGGUGUGUAGGGGACGUGAAGGGAGGGUGUGUAGGGGACGUGAAGGGAGGGUGUGUAGGGGACGUGAAGGGAGGGUGUGUAGGGGACGUGAAGGGAGGGUGUGUAGGGGACGUGAAGGGAGGGUGUGUAGGGGACGUGAAGGGAGGGUGUGUAGGGGACGUGAAGGGAGGGUGUGUAGGGGACGUGAAGGGAGGGUGUGUAGGGGACGUGAAGGGAGGGUGUGUAGGGGACGUGAAGGGAGGGUGUGUAGGGGACGUGAAGGGAGGGUGUGUAGGGGACGUGAAGGGAGGGUGUGUAGGGGACGUGAAGGGAGGGUGUGUAGGGGACGUGAAGGGAGGGUGUGUAGGGGACGUGAAGGGAGGGUGUGUAGGGGACGUGAAGGGAGGGUGUGUAGGGGACGUGAAGGGAGGGUGUGUAGGGGACGUGAAGGGAGGGUGUGUAGGGGACGUGAAGGGAGGGUGUGUAGGGGACGUGAAGGGAGGGUGUGUAAGGGACGUGAAGGGAGGGUGUGUAGGGGACGUGAAGGGAGGGUGUGUAGGGGACGUGAAGGGAGGGUGUGUAGGGGACGUGCUGGGCUAUGGAGUGACGGACUAG